GUGUUUUAAAUGCUGUUGAAAACAGAGAAUUUGAUUAUGAUGGAUAUUAUUUAAAAGGAAUAUAUAAUGAAGAAGAAUAUUUACCAAAAAAAUACCAUCUUGAAGGAUUAAAUUCUGAUUCAUAUUCUUAUAGAAAUCAAAUGCUUUAUGAAAAAGCAGAUGGUAUUCUAAUCUUAAUCACAUCAAAAUUUGAUUUUGAUUAUGAAAAGAAUUUUGAUGGACUUAAUGAAAAAACAAGGAUAACUAUUAAUCUUAAAGAUAAUCCUGAACAAACCGAGCAAAACAAGGAUCAAAUCAAUACUUGGAUUAAAAAUAACAAGAUUAAAAAAUUACUUAUAGUUGGAUCACACGAGGAUGAAAU
Racocetra fulgida is the source of this 361-nucleotide messenger RNA. NCBI's taxonomy places the organism in Eukaryota, Fungi, Glomeromycota, Glomeromycetes, Diversisporales, Gigasporaceae. The record is from the annotation of a GenBank genome assembly.